This is a messenger RNA of Saccharomyces cerevisiae S288C, 1455 nucleotides long. RefSeq names its product SAM complex subunit SAM50 (gene SAM50). The record is from RefSeq and is marked reviewed. The transcript has a single exon. Gene Ontology annotation, cellular component: outer membrane; mitochondrial outer membrane. The coding region runs from base 1 to 1455 and encodes 484 amino acids. Lineage: Eukaryota; Fungi; Ascomycota; Saccharomycetes; Saccharomycetales; Saccharomycetaceae.
AUGACCUCAUCAUCUGGUGUUGAUAAUGAGAUUUCCUUAGACAGCCCGAUGCCAAUUUUCAAUGAGAGUUCUACUUUAAAGCCAAUUAGGGUUGCGGGUGUAGUAACAACAGGGACAGAUCAUAUCGACCCUAGCGUACUACAGGCAUACUUAGAUGAUACUAUUAUGAAAUCCAUUACUUUGGGGCAGCUAGUGAAAAAUGCGGAUGUGUUAAAUAAGAGAUUGUGCCAACACCACAUUGCCUUGAACGCCAAACAGUCGUUUCACUUCCAAGGCAAUACAUAUAUCUCCGAUGAAAAAGAAACACAUGAUGUGGUGCCUUUGAUGGAAGUUGUUUCACAAUUAGAUAUAUUACCUCCUAAAACGUUUACAGCGAAGACAGGGACAAAUUUUGGGAACGAUAAUGAUGCAGAGGCUUACUUACAAUUUGAAAAACUAAUAGAUAAAAAAUACUUAAAGUUACCUACUAGAGUCAAUCUCGAAAUUUUGAGAGGUACAAAAAUACACUCCUCCUUUCUAUUCAAUUCUUACUCUUCUCUUUCUCCCCAAUCAAUUCUAAACUUGAAAGUUUUUAGUCAAUUUUAUAAUUGGAACACAAAUAAAGGAUUAGAUAUUGGGCAAAGAGGAGCAAGACUAUCUUUGAGGUACGAGCCACUGUUCUUACAUAAACUAUUACACAAUCCGCAUUCUAAUGAAAGUCCCACGUUAUUUCAUGAGUGGUUUUUAGAGACCUGCUGGAGAUCCACUAAGAUAUGUUCACAAGGCACUAGUGCGCCCUAUAUGUAUUCAGGUACAAUGUUAUCUCAAGCAGGCGAUCAGUUAAGGACAAUUUUGGGUCAUACAUUCGUGCUGGACAAGAGAGAUCAUAUUAUGUGCCCUACUAAGGGUUCGAUGUUGAAGUGGAGUAAUGAACUUUCGCCUGGAAAGCAUUUAAAGACCCAAUUAGAAUUGAACAGUGUAAAAAGUUGGAUGAAUGACGACUUUAUUACUUUUUCUACUACCAUUAAAACAGGAUAUCUAAAGAACUUAUCCUCACAACAAUCCUUGCCUGUACAUAUAUGUGAUAAGUUUCAGAGUGGUGGGCCCAGCGACAUUCGGGGGUUUCAAACAUUUGGGUUAGGCCCCAGAGAUUUAUAUGAUGCAGUAGGUGGUGAUGCUUUUGUUUCCUAUGGUCUUAGCGUAUUUUCUCGAUUGCCCUGGAAAAAAGUUGAAAAGUCAAACUUUAGGUUACAUUGGUUUUUUAAUGGGGGUAAAUUGGUUAAUCAUGACAAUACGUCGUUGGGUAAUUGCAUAGGACAGCUUUCAAAGGAACACUCCACAUCCACAGGUAUUGGUCUUGUACUAAGGCACCCAAUGGCAAGAUUCGAGCUAAACUUUACUUUGCCUAUUACCGCUCACGAAAAUGAUUUGAUAAGAAAAGGAUUCCAGUUUGGUCUUGGUCUGGCAUUUUUAUAA